Molecule: messenger RNA, 3000 nt
Organism: Pipistrellus kuhlii (Kuhl's pipistrelle)
Lineage: Eukaryota; Metazoa; Chordata; Mammalia; Chiroptera; Vespertilionidae
Gene: STRBP
Product: spermatid perinuclear RNA binding protein
Exons: 18
Coding region: 316-2352 (678 amino acids)
Cellular component (GO): precatalytic spliceosome
Molecular function (GO): single-stranded RNA binding; double-stranded RNA binding
Source: RefSeq, a predicted model, not a curated record
CGCUACCGCCGGAGCGGAGACCAGAGCCGUGAGCGCCACCAGGGCAGCAGCCGCCGCCGCUGGGCUGAGAAGCCGGAGACGCGGGCUGACGAGGUGGCGGCGGCGGCGGAGCGGGAGCGGGGACCGGGCGCGGGCCGAGCGCGGCGGCGCGGGUGUAAUUCAGAGAGCAGUCUUCAAACCUUUGCCGUAUUGACUCUGAGUUGUCAGGGGACUCAGGCUUAUGAGGAGGUACUGUCACAUAAAACAGUGUCUGGUGAAGACAACAAGAAAGAGGGGAAAGGAUCGGAAAAAGAAGCUAAAACACUGUAGAAAACCAUGAGAUCUAUUAGAUCUUUUGCCAAUGAUGAUCGCCAUGUUAUGGUGAAACAUUCAACAAUCUAUCCAUCUCCAGAGGAACUUGAAGCUGUUCAGAAUAUGGUGUCUACUGUUGAAUGUGCUCUUAAACAUGUCUCAGAUUGGCUGGAUGAAACAAACAAAGGCACAAAAACAGAGGGGGAGACAGAAGUGAAGAAGGAUGAAGCCACAGACACCUGUGCCAAGGAUCAAGGUGGUCGGACAUUGUGUGGUGUAAUGAGAAUUGGCCUGGUUGCAAAAGGCUUGCUGAUUAAAGAUGACAUGGACUUGGAGCUGGUUUUAAUGUGCAAAGACAAACCCACAGAGACCCUGUUAAAUACAGUCAAAGAUAAUCUUCCUAUUCAGAUUCAGAAACUCACAGAAGAGAAGUAUGAAGUGGAACAACGUGUAGAUGAGGCAUCUAUUGUAAUUCGGAAUACAAAAGAGCCCACGCUAACUUUGAAGGUGAUACUUACUUCCCCUCUAAUUAGGGAUGAAUUGGAGAAAAAGGAUGGAGAAAAGGUUGCGAUGAAAGAUCCUCCAGACUUAUUGGACAGGCAGAAAUGCCUGAACGCCUUGGCGUCUCUUCGACAUGCCAAAUGGUUUCAGGCAAGGGCAAAUGGAUUAAAAUCAUGUGUCAUUGUCCUUCGCAUUCUGCGUGAUUUGUGCAACAGAGUCCCCACAUGGGCACCAUUAAAAGGAUGGCCACUAGAGCUUAUAUGUGAAAAGUCUAUAGGUACUUGUAAUAGACCUUUGGGCGCUGGGGAGGCCUUGAGACGAGUAAUGGAGUGUUUGGCAUCUGGAAUACUACUUCCUGGGGGUCCUGGUCUUCAUGAUCCUUGUGAGCGAGACCCAACAGAUGCUCUGAACUAUAUGACCAUCCAGCAAAAAGAAGAUAUUACCCAUAGUGCCCAGCAUGCACUAAGACUGUCAGCCUUUGGUCAGAUUUAUAAAGUGCUGGAGAUGGACCCCCUUCCAUCUAGUAAGCCUUUUCAAAAAUACUCCUGGUCAGUUACCGAUAAAGAAGGUGCUGGAUCUUCAGCUUUGAAGAGACCAUUUGAAGAUGGAUUAGGAGAUGAUAAAGAUCCCAAUAAGAAGAUGAAACGGAACUUAAGGAAAAUUCUGGAUAGUAAAGCAAUAGAUCUUAUGAAUGCGCUAAUGAGGCUAAAUCAGAUCAGGCCUGGGCUUCAGUAUAAGCUCUUAUCUCAGUCUGGCCCUGUCCAUGCCCCAGUCUUCACAAUGUCUGUAGAUGUGGAUGGUACAACAUACGAAGCCUCGGGACCAUCCAAGAAAACAGCAAAGCUUCAUGUAGCAGUGAAGGUAUUGCAGGCAAUGGGAUACCCAACAGGGUUUGAUGCAGAUAUUGAAUGUAUGAGUUCCGAUGAAAAAUCAGAUAAUGAAAGCAAAAAUGAAACAGUGUCUUCAAAUUCAAGCAAUAAUACUGGAAAUUCUACAACUGAAACCUCCAGUACCUUAGAGGUAAGAACUCAGGGCCCUAUCCUCACAGCAAGUGGCAAAAAUCCUGUAAUGGAGCUCAAUGAAAAAAGAAGAGGCCUGAAGUAUGAACUCAUCUCAGAGACUGGUGGAAGCCAUGACAAGCGCUUUGUGAUGGAGGUAGAAGUAGACGGACAGAAAUUCAGAGGUGCAGGUCCAAAUAAGAAAGUGGCAAAGGCGAGUGCAGCAUUAGCUGCCCUGGAGAAGCUGUUUUCUGGACCCAAUGCAGCAAAUAAUAAGAAAAAGAAGAUUAUCCCUCAGGCAAAGGGCAUUGUGAAUACAGCAGUGUCUGCAGCAGUCCAGGCUGUUCGGGGCAGAGGAAGAGGGACUCUAACAAGAGGAGCUUUCGUUGGGGCUGCAGCUGCUCCUGGCUACAUAGCUCCAGGCUAUGGAACACCAUAUGGCUACAGCACAGCUGCCCCUGCCUAUGGUGGUUUUUUCAUUGAAAGCCCCUAUUGCCAGCCUCUGAGCGUCGCACCAUUUAUUAUUCACUUGGGCCCUCAAGAUUUCUUCUCUGACUUCUAGAACCAUCAGGUUGUCUGGCUUGAAAUGGCAAUUUCUAUGUCUUGGUCUUAAGAGCAAUGUGACCCAUGAGGCUUUCCAGCUCUCAGACACACCACUCUGGUACCUUCUUUUGGAAAGCAAUGACUGAACAUUUUAAAGAAGAGCAAUACUUUACUCAAAGCCACGGUGUCUGUCCUAAAACUUUCUUUGGAAACCUAGCAAUAUCUGUACUUGACUCCUCCUAGUGUAGUCUCUUGUCAGGGAGUUUACAAACCAAUGUAGAAUUUAGAAUUAGUGUGUGAGCUGUGCUAUAUCUUCUGACCGUUUUUAAACUUUUUUAGCAUAUAAAUUGGGUAGUUGCAUUCCUGACUGUGUCAGUUAGUGCUAUCAUAAUUUCUCAGAGAUAGGGGUUCUUGAAGCCAUAUUCUUUGCAUGGAGGCUGGUGCCCAGCCCUGGAUGUGGCCUGUAGCCUGUGGUCCUUCAGGCUCAGGAGCACCCCAUCUCCUGUGCAAGGAAAUGGUCCAGUGGUUUCCCACAUACCUCACGCAGACUUGCUGCCGUGCCUGGUGCAGUGCAGUGCUGAGUCCUGAGGUCAUCUGUGGUCCUCUCCAUCUGUUAGCCCAGGGGACACAACCUGACAGAUUGUCCUGGUAUUAACCUUUUCUUCUU